AUGGGCGGCGGACCUGAGCAGGGCUACCGUACGGUUGCCUACUACGUCAACUGGGCCAUCUACGCCCGCUCCCACAAACCCCAGGACCUCCCCGCCGACAGCCUCACCCAUGUCCUCUACUCGUUUGCCAACGUCCGCCCAGAGUCGGGCGAGGUCUACCUCACCGACACCUGGGCCGACACCGACAUCCACUGGGACGGCGACUCAUGGAACGACUCGGGCACAAACCUCUACGGCUGCCUGAAGCAGCUCAACCUCCUCAAGAAGAAGAACCGCCACCUCAAGGUCCUCCUCUCCGUCGGUGGCUGGACCUACAGCAGCAACUUCAAGCAGCCCGCGUCCACGCCCGAGGGCCGCGGGGCGUUCGCCUCGUCCUGCGUCGACCUCGUCAAGAACCUGGGCUUCGACGGCAUCGACAUUGACUGGGAGUACCCGCAGAACGCCCAGGAGGCCGCCGACUACGUCUCUCUGCUCCAGGCGGUCCGCGACGCCCUGGACGCCUACGCCGCGACCCUCCCCUCGAGACCACACUUUGAGCUCACCGUCGCCUGCCCCGCGGGCGCGCAAAACUACGAGAAGCUCGACAUCCCCGGCAUGGACCGCCUGCUGGACUUUUGGAACCUCAUGGCCUACGACUACGCGGGCAGCUGGGACGCCAACGCGGGCCACCAGGCGAACCUGUUCCCGAGCAGCGGCAACCCGGCCUCGACGCCGUUCAGCACCGACGCCGCGGUCCAGCACUACGUCUCGCGCGGCGGCGUGCACCCGUCCAAGCUAGUCCUCGGCAUGCCCCUGUACGGCCGGGCGUUUGAGAACACCGACGGGCCUGGAAAACCCUUUGCGGGAGUCGGCCAGGGCACGUGGGAGAAUGGGGUGCACGACUACAAGACCCUGCCGAAACCGGGCGCCCAGGUCCACACCGACGACGAGGUCGUCGCGAGCUACUCGUACGACCCGGCCACGCGCACCAUGGUCACCUACGACACCCCCGCCGUCGCCGCGAGAAAGGUCGAGUACAUCAAGCAGAAGGGGCUGGGAGGUGGGAUGUGGUGGGAGAGCAGCGCCGACUUCAAGGCCGACUCGUCGGACAGCCUCAUCGCCACGGUGGUGCAGAGGCUCGGUGGCCCCGAGGCGCUGGACAAGUCGACCAACUGCGUCGAGUACCCGCAGAGCAAGUACGAUAACCUGCGCAGCGGGUUUGCCUGA
Molecule: messenger RNA, 1206 nt
Organism: Microdochium trichocladiopsis
Lineage: Eukaryota; Fungi; Ascomycota; Sordariomycetes; Xylariales; Microdochiaceae
Product: glycoside hydrolase family 18 protein
Exons: 1
Coding region: 1-1206 (401 amino acids)
Biological process (GO): chitin catabolic process; carbohydrate metabolic process
Cellular component (GO): extracellular region
Molecular function (GO): chitin binding; chitinase activity
Source: RefSeq, a predicted model, not a curated record